Molecule: messenger RNA, 2849 nt
Organism: Paramuricea clavata
Lineage: Eukaryota; Metazoa; Cnidaria; Anthozoa; Malacalcyonacea; Plexauridae
Source: the annotation of a GenBank genome assembly
AUGGAGAAGAUGUGGGUUCCUGAAAAGUCACAAGCUUUGAAAGAUAAAGUCUGGGUGGAAGCAAGGUUUCCGGAAAAAUUUCACAGCGCUGUUUUCAUUCUACAACAUGCAAAUGUUCUGACAGUGGAAAGUCUUCGCAAGGUUUAAGCAUUUCUUUUUCAAGACUGUGUAAAAGAUGCCUUCGGUUUCGAAAACAAUUUCCAUUCAUAAUGUAUUGAUAUAAUGAGGCCCUUAAUUUCAGAUGUUUCCCAUAUGUUGACGAUUUGUGAAAAUUCUAAAGACUAUUUUACUGUUUCAGAUGAUGGAAAUUCAUUCGCGCGUUGUUAAUAUCACCAUUACAUCUGAGGGAAAGAAAUUAUUUUGGACAGAUAUGUGCUUUAGGUAGGCAAUAAUUUGUUAUCAAGAGACCAGCAGCUGUUAGCGAGAGGUUGUUACGACAAAUAACAGCUUGUAAAGUACCCUAAAGUAGUUUAGGUAAAUGAGGACGAAACUGUAUAAGAUUUACAGAUAUCGAUUAAGCAUUCAUUUGUUGAAUUUUCUUCACCGAUUAUCAAAGGACAAAAACAAUGUUAUGGAAAAUCAAAGCAGUGUUUGGAAUUAUAAUUCACUAAAAUAAAUAUUGUUUAUCUUGAAGGGUUGGAGGAAAAUGUGCGAUGCAAAGCAUUCUGGAAUUGUGGUUAUUCAAAAAAGCGGAACUUGAGAAGAAUUUGACUAAUGAGGAAAUAUUUUGUGAGCUUGAAAAGCGACAGACUUUCAGGUAUUGGUGAAAUGCUUUUUAUAAAAGGAAAAAAAUAGUAGAAUAGUCUGAUAUAGUAUAUUGAUAAGUAUAUAAAUCCGGCGAGAAGAACCUUGCAAUAAAAAAUGCCUGUAUCAAAUGGUCUCAGUUUUGUCAACUAACCCUUAUUGGCAGCUGCAGCUAGGAUCGUGGGAAACAAAGUCGAGAGUCCACAUAACAUAAAACAAAACAGUUGAAGGGCCGAAAUUUACAUUCGUGGAAAUUGUGGUUUGAUUCCUGUCAGUGACGUUUGUAAAAUAGCAUUUUAAAAACGCGGGCGCUGAUUGGUCAAAAGCUAAAAAAAAAGUGUUUCUAUAACUUGAUAGAAACACGAGGAAUUUUCACGCGGGUCUUGUGGAUUGCGCGGGAGUUUGAAAGACAAAAUACAAGCAAUAUUUAAUAUUGUAAAAAAGUUGGAAAACGUCCGGAAACGCCAAAGAACCGACACAAAAAAGGCAACGUACGCUUUACUAACUUUGAGCAUGAAAGCGAACUAAAGCACAAAGUAUAAUAUAGCAUACAUUGUAUCUGUUUGACUGUUUUCCAAGGUAAAAUAUUUUAAUUUUACUUUGUCUUUUUAAAAAAAUAAUAUUUCCUCCGGACGUUUUUAAUCAUGUUUACUAUGUUUUUAAUCCUUCUUAAUCAUGUUUAAACGUUCACUAACUAUUUAAAACAGUGUUUUCUUUGAAAGCAUGUACGUUCUUAAGUGCUGUCUGUUGUUUUGACAGCGAUAUACCCGUUUACAUGGGUAGGCUUUUACUAAUUAUUCUUUACACGAAUGUAUACUAAGAUAGAAUUAAUAUUUGAAUGAAUGUAAUUAAAAUCAAUAAAUUUAUCUUUUUUAUGUACUAUUUAAAGCACGCGUAGGAGUGUUUUAUCACUAUAUAAAACACGACGCGUAGCGGAGUGUUUUAUAUAUAUGUGAUAAAACACGACUACAAGUGCUUUAAAUGGCUUCAAAAACGACUCAUCUUAUACGAGUUACUGGCAAGUAAUUUUUAAAAUAAACUUUGUCUAAACCAAGAAAAUCAAAGCAAAAGUUUAUGUAAAUUAACAUGAUUUUUUAUCACAUAUAAAACCACGACACGCUUAUGAUUUUUCUUUGUGUUUUCCUCCUGAAUUAUUAAUGAGGUUUUGAAUGUUUUUAAAAGGCUAUUUAAUAAAGGAAAUAGAAAACAUUUUUGCGUGUUCGUAUAGAAUUUAUAGAAACACUUGUGGAAGUUGGGAGAAAUUCGUAAUUGCGUGGAAAUUUCCACGCAAUUUCCCGUUUCUCCCAAACGUCCACGUCACGCGUGUUUCUAUAACUCUAUGGAAACACGGAAAAUGUUUUCUAUUUGUUAAAUAGCUUCUUUUUUCGCAGCUAUUCCUGGUUAAAUCUAAUAAAUGUAUAUAUUAAAUUUUCACUCGAUAAUUUCCGUCUACAAGGCUUUCAAUUAUUCAUUGAAUUAAGUGAGAUGCAAACAAAAUCUCGAUGUUUACCCAUAAUCUAAACAUGGCAGUACCCACGUUUAUAUGGUUAGAGCUCGACAUCUGGCUUCUCUAGCUCAGUUAUAUUUAGAGUGCUUCACCGGGAUCACAGGGCCGUGGGUUCGAUUCCUACCAGGUACCUAUAGCUGGGGCUAACCAAGACAAGUUCCAUUUACUUUCUGCCUUGAAAUUUCUGAAUUUCAAUAUAAAUGGUAAAUAAUUAUGGUGUUUCUGUUUCCAGUUUGAAAUAAAAUUCGAUGUUUAUAUUUUCAGCCCAUACUCAAACAGGCCAUUCAGUUUAGAGCGAGUGGUUGGUGGUCUUACAUAUAAAGAUGGCAAUAUUUCAGGUGCUAGAGCCUUCAAGGCUUCGUAUGCUGUCGAGUCAAAAUUGGAGUUGGAUAAAUCUUCUGGAGAAGAGGUUAGAUGGUUGCUCUAAAUAUCGUGAGUUUCCUAUGCAUGAUGGGUAAGUAACAUGUUCAUGGUGAAUAUAAAAGGUCGAUAUUUUCGCUUUUUUUAGAUUGACAGAAGAGCAAUAAUGUGGGAAAAAGAAUUUGCCAAUAUUUUGGAUGAAUACGAUGAUGUGGUGUAUUUUACCAACACAAAGUAA